CCGACGACAGAAUUUCUCAUUCCCGCCACCAUAAACGAUGCUCAAAUUCACAUUACAAAUCCUCGCACCUUCAAAUCAUGGCCGCCGCCGAUUCCUCUCCGUGCUCGAAUCCGCAGCCCACUCCCAAAUUCAAGCCCCAGUUUCUGAAUUUCCAAAAAAAUUCAAACUUUUGUCACUCCCUAAAUGCAAAAAUAUCUCUCAAUUGCGAAAACUUCACUGCGAGCUAAUUGUUAACGGUUUAAUCUCAGAGCUUUCCACCGCUAACAAAAUUCUUCACGCAUACACACUCCACAAAGAUUUGGAGAGUUCGUAUGCAUUGUUUUGUGAUGUUAAUGUGAAAAAUUCUUACUUUUGGAGUGUUAUGAUUGGUGGCUUUGCCAGAGCUGGUGAAUUUCUCAGCUGUUGCAGAGUUUUUAGGGAUUAUGUGAGGUCUGGUGAUUUGCCUGAUGAUUACACUUUGCCGGUGGUUAUAAAGAUUUGUAGGAAUUUUAUGGACUUGGGAAUGGGGAGAUUGUUGCAUUGCUUUGUGUUCAAGUGUGGAUUUUGUUGUAAUACUUUUGUGGCUGCGGCGCUCAUGGAUAUGUAUGCGAAGUGCAAGGUGAUUGGGGAUGCGGGGAGGGUGUUCGAUGAGAUGCCUGAGAGAGACCUUGUUAGUUGGACUGUGAUGAUUGGGGCUUAUACUGAAUGUGGGAAUCCGGAGGAGGGGUUGGAGUUGUUUGAUCGGAUGCGAGAGGGUGGAAUUGUGCCGGAUAAGAUUGUGAUGGUUAAUGUUGUCAAUGCUUCUGCGAAGCUGGGGUCGAUGCAUAAGGCGAGGGUUGUGGAUGAGUACGUGAAGGUGAUGGGGUUUUCGUUGGAUGUGAUUCUCGGAACUGCUAUGAUUGAUAUGUAUGCGAAAUGUGGGAGCUUGGAGUUGGCGAGGGAGAAGUUCGACGGGAUGAGGGAGAGGAACGUUGUGUCGUGGAGCGCGAUGAUUGCGGCGUAUGGGUACCACGGGGAAGGCCGGGAAGCUCUUGAUUUGUUUGGCAUGAUGUUGGGAAAUGGAGUGUUGCCUAAUAACAUCACGUUCGUGUCCCUCUUGCACGCUUGUAGUCACUCUGGUUUGGUUGACAAGGGUCUAGAGAUUUUCUCGCUAAUGCAGGACAAGUAUGGGGUGAGGCCGGAUGUGAAGCAUUUCACUUGCGUUGUUGAUCUAUUUGGUCGUUCUGGAAAACUCGAACGUGCCUUGAGUUUGAUUGAAGAUAUGAAUAUUGAAAAAGACGCGGGGCUCUGGGCUGCGUUGAUUGGUGCUUGUAGGAUACAUGGUGAUGUAGAACUGGCGGAGAAGGCUGCAACGUCCCUCCUCGAAUUACAACCCCAGAAUGCAGGGCAUUAUAUACUACUUUCCAAUAUUUAUGCCAAAGCUGGUCGAUGGAAAGAAGUGGCCAAGGUUAGGGAACUAAUGACUCGUCAAAGAAUAAAGAAAAUUCCGGGUUGGACUUGGAUUGAAGUGGAUAACAAGAUCCAUAAGUUUGGCGUUGGAGACCAUACACAUGUUCAGUCGAGAGAGAUAUACGAGCAACUAAAGCAAUUGCGUGAGAAACUGGAGCUGGCUGGCUAUGUUCCAGAUACGAAUUUCGUUCUACAUGACAUUGAUGAUGAGCUGAAGUUAGAUAUCUUGCAUACACACAGUGAGAAGCUGGCAAUUGCGUUCGGACUAAUUGCCACACCCGAGGGAACUCCCAUUAGAAUUACGAAAAAUCUUAGAGUUUGUGGUGACUGUCACACGUUCAUCAAAUUUGUCUCUGAUCAUGAAAAGGUUACUUGUUGUUCGUGAUGCAAAUCGCUUCCACCAUUUCAAGGACGGAGCUUGUUCUUGCAGUGAUUACUGGUGAACGUUUUGCUAUUGUCUGAAUCUGACUCGUUCGCCCAACCCCACACGAUCCUUCUAUUCGUGGAAGGGUCAAAGAAGGAUUUGGAGGCAUAGAAGUUGCCAUAGUCAUACCUCAAUCCAUUCCGGUUAUCAAUCAUGCCUUCAUCAG
This is a messenger RNA of Salvia splendens (bonfire salvia), 2018 nucleotides long. Its product is annotated as pentatricopeptide repeat-containing protein At4g21065. The coding region runs from base 38 to 1813 and encodes 591 amino acids. NCBI's taxonomy places the organism in Eukaryota, Viridiplantae, Streptophyta, Magnoliopsida, Lamiales, Lamiaceae. The transcript has 2 exons. Gene Ontology annotation, biological process: RNA modification. The record is from RefSeq and is a predicted model, not a curated record. Gene Ontology annotation, molecular function: RNA binding; zinc ion binding; protein binding.